CGAAAAGGAGCCGCCGCAAGCGGAGAAAAAUACAAAAUAAUUUGCCCUUGCCGAGGAGCAGCAGCACGGUGGUGGCCAAGUGGAGUGGAUGAUUCAGCCGAGAAAAACACGGAACCGCGAACCGACGACGAAUAAUAUCGCCUACCAACCCGUUGCCUGUUGUGCGUGAAAAUCCGUGUUCUCCUCCUGCAGAGGAGUUGCAGCCUUUGGAAAAGGUGGUGUGCCCCCCAACCGAAACAAAGAGAAAUCAUCAUCAUCGUCGUCGCCGCGGAACGUGUUGUUUUCGUCGUCGUCGUCGAGGGUUGGCCCCUCUUGGAGCGAGGAAUAGGCGGGAGGAGAAGGUGUUUCGCGCAUCUUAUCUCGCGCCAACAAUCGGCCUAGCGAAAAAGAAAAACGUGAAAUUGACUCCACUGAUUGUGUGCGUAUCCUUGACAUUUCAAGUGCUGUGGUUUCAUCAGCUCUUUCUCCAGGUGACCAGCUGCGGUGCUGUGUUCUUUGUUUACCAAUCGCGUUACUUAUCGGUACCGUGGCGGCCACCAAAGCAUCAUCGAAUUGGCGGAAUGAUUGAACUCGUUGGUGGCCCACGAGAUGACCGCCUCUGGAUGUCGUGUUAACCGGAAGUGAUGUGAAGGAUUUCCGCUGAAACUGUUGCGUAGUAGAAAUAUUGACCCCUCCCCCAACGCGCCCCCCAAUCACCGACCCAUCUUCCCACGUUUAAAGCGCUCGCUCCCAAGCUCUCUCUCUCUCGCUCCCGCUCUCUCGGCAAUCGCGUGCUCGGACUCUCCGCAGCGCCUUUACAGCGACGAAGAGAAGGCGCAGGCAAGCCAGCAGCAAAAGGCACGGUGCGAGCCUCUCGGUGGAAACCAGCCAAGGUCACGGUGCGACACAUUACGCGUGGUGUGUGGAGUUGGAUGGUGUGUUUACGUUUGCCCAGCAGCUAAUCGCAACCAGAACGAGAGUGCCUCGGUUUCGUGUAACGCGCGGCGGCAUUUACAUUGAACAACACAUAGCCACAACCAUCCUAGUGUACUGUGCGUGUGUUCCGCGGAUCGUGCGUUAGCGCCAAGGCAACGCACAGCAGGCCUGUUUGCUGUGCUGUGCCGUGCUUCUAUAACCGAAUCUCGGUGUCACAGUAACGGGGAGGCCACGCGAGGCACCUGCGGAUGGUAGUGGGGCAGCCCCACUAGCGUUAGUAGCGUGAGCGGUAGCCCAAGGGCGAGCCGUAAGCACGGCGACUAUCAUCAGUAGCAGCAGCAGCACCAGCAGCAGUCUAGUAGCAAAUCAAAAAUGAUGCAAGCUGAGGAUACGGAAAGUCUAUCUUGGAUCACCGAUAAGCCACAACAAGGAACGCUCGAUGGCAGCCCCCUUGCACGCCCACCGGAUGUAGUGUCGGGACCGUUCACAUCGCUCACACUCGAUCUUAACGACGUGGACGAUCUGGAGGAUCACCGCCGUUCGCCCGCAAUCAUGAACGGUGUGACGAUGCCGAGCGGUGGUCACGAUGGUAGCCGGAAGGAGCGUAGCUUCCUUCUAAUGGACGAGCAGGAACGGAUAUGCGUGAAAUCGGCGGACCAGUUCUGUAAGCGGCUCUCGGUACAGCCCGAAACGAAGGUGAAGGUGGUAUCGAUCUUCGGUAACACGGGCGACGGCAAGUCCCAUACAAUGAACCAUGCCCUGUUCGGUGGUCGCGAUGUGUUCAAAACCUCGUCCGAGCAGGCACCCGGUACGAUGGGCAUCUGGGCGGCGUACCAGCGCCAGAAGAACGUCCUUUGCCUCGACACCGAGGGACUGCUGGGUGAGACGGUCAACGAGAAUCGACAGAUGCGCAUGCUGCUGAAGGUGCUGGCCGUAUCGGACAUCAUUAUCUAUCGCACGCGCGCCGAACGGUUGCGCACGGAUAUGUACAAGUUUCUUGGGACCGCCUCGAAGGCGUUCACGAAGUACUUCUCCGGUGCGCUACAGGCACUCGAUCUUCCGGGACCACCGCAAGCCCUCGGACCGGCCGUAAUUAUUUUUCACGAAACGCACAACACCGAGGUGCUGAAGGAGGACGACGAUGGUAAGAAGGAGGAGGACAUACUGCGGGAACGGUUUGCCAAGCUGCGGCUCGAACUGAGCGCCUUCAGUUCGCUCCGGUAUGUUGGCGUCCGGACGACGAAACCACCGACCAACUACGAACCACUGCGCAUGGUGUGGGAGAAAGAGAUCCGCAAUACAGCGGUCCGGUCACCGCGGUUACCGCGGGUUGUGUUCGAGACGUUGCUCGCACUGAACAACAAGUUUAACGGUGAGCUGAGCCCAAUGCCCUUUCAAGCCUUCCCGGAGCAGUACUUUACCUGUACGACGGUCUGCAAAUCGUGUGAUGUUCGCUGCCAGCUAUCGAUGGGCCAUUUGGAGCUGAAGGAGGAUCAUCGGUCGGUUGGGGUGUGCAAGUAUCAGCAUCAGCACGAGAACAAGGUGUACCUGUGCAAUCGGUGCCACGUGAACGGGCGUCAGGUGGUGGUCACCAUCAAGACGCAGAAAUCGACCGAUUCCUCCUGGAUGGGGUUAGCGCUGUACGCGUGGAGUGGCUCCGUCAUCGAGUGUCCGCACUGUGGUGAGAUCUAUCGCUCCCGGCAGCAUUGGUAUGGGAACAAGUCACCCGAACAGAAUGCCGUCCGGACGGAGAUCGUGCACGUGUGGAAUGAUGGUGGAUUGCAGCUGCACGGACCGAAACAUUCCGCCCAGCUCGUCCUGGAUGGGGUGGCCUACAUUACCGAUGCCAUGGCAAGCGUCGGCUCGCAACCGACCAAGCUGGUCAAGUCCUGGGUGACGGACAAGAUCCGUCCGACCUACUGGCGACCGGAUAGUGAAAUCAUUUAUUGUAAAGGAUGUACCUGUAACUUUGAGCGGCUCGGACUGAAGAAGCAUCACUGUCGUAGCUGUGGCGAAGGUUUCUGUAACUUUUGCUCGAAACACGAAUCAGCCGUCCCGAGCCGCGGCUGGAACUACCCGGUCCGGGUGUGCAACAGCUGCUGGAACGAACUGCGAAACGGUGGUGUACCGGCGGGGGCCACAGCGGCUGCAGUCGUCGGUAUGCACAAUGGUGACAAUGCGAAUGGGGAUGAUGCGGAUGAUCAGGAGCACCAGCAGCAGCACCGCCAAUGUCAGUCCUCAGGCAACGGUGGUGGGUCCGGAAACAUGAACAACAACCACAACAACAAUAACAAUGGCGUCGAUGAGGCCAACAACGUGCUAGUUCGACGGUACGGUGAAGCCGUAAUUAACACAAUCAGCAACAUUGGUGCCGUGUUGGAGUAUCCAAAGGACUUUAUUAAAGAUUCAGCGAGGCCGUCGUACUGGGUGCCAGAUGGGGAGGCACCGAACUGCUACAUCUGUGAUCUGCUGUUCGGUUCACCGGAGGAGCUCAACACGGUCACUCCAUUGAUUCAAGCCACGACCACUACCACCACCACCACCACCACCACGAACGGAGCCGGUGGAUCAACGUCAACAACCGCAUCACCUUCACCAUCACCGGCCAAGCAGCAGAAUGGAAGCACUUCCACCGGAAGCGCGAAACAGAGAUCACGAUCAACGGCAGCCACCGGAACAGCUACCGGUUCGGGUACCGCACCGGCCCCUCAGAUGGUCGAUCGGCGAAGACAUCACUGUCGUGCGUGUGGUAAUGCGGUGUGUGCUAUCUGCUCGCAGAACCGGCGACCCGUACCGAAGCGAGGAUGGUUGAGUGAUGUCCGUGUGUGCAACACGUGCUACACCACCGAAGACUAAGCAGAACCCCGAGCCCUAACGGCGGUUCCUCGAUGCACUAACCUCCCAUCACACCUCGUUCGUGAUACCAUCACCCUCCUUCUGUCCUUUCAGAAUCGUCAUCAACGCAGUUUUUUUUCCAGAUAUACCUUAAUUCUACCAGCAGCCGUUAUUACUCCGCUUCUGUUCUGUUUUGUUUCCUUUUUUUUUAUUUAAUUUUUUUACAACUAUUUUUUGGAUUAUGAUGAGAUUGUUUAUGAUUGAGGGUGGUAUUGCCUAGCCAUUUUACAUUGGAUUUGAGUGAUAAAAAUUGAAUUGUGCGGUGGCCGCUCGCCACACGGUACGGUGACUGCUACAGAAAAAAAAAAAAAACAGAAUGAAACUGAAAUUCGAAUUGUGAUGAUAUUUUGCCUAGCCUUAUGAUAAAGUCCCUUCCCCCCAAGGGGGGAGCAAACCCACAGAUUCUAUUUAGCUCGGUUCUCUCGGAGACCUAUCCUUGCGGACCUAGCCAAACCGUGUGAAGUGAUCUAUUACCUUAGUAUUUUAUAGGAUUUCGCAAGUUUUGUUCCCUUUCUUUUUACAAAAAAAAAAACGUUGAAAAUGGUUUUAACUUUUAUAAUUGUAUUCUCGAAAGAUUCGAUAUAUCCGGUUCGAUAUUGACCUUACGCUUAUUUGGCCUAGUGGAGGGCGUAGCUAGAGAGCGUUUCUAUGCAGUUCUUCUAUAGUGCUAGUUUUGGUUAGGGCUGUUAAAGAAAUUCGUAUCUACUGCAUUCAGCACUCGGGGUACACUCCGGGGUAUAAAAAAUUGGGUAGAAAAAUUGUUUGUGACGAGACGGAUAGAUGACGAGGCUUUGGUUAAGGAGCCAACCUGAGAUGGUUUAAAAAAUCUAAAGACCUCUUGCACACACUGACACCCAUAGCCAAUAUGUGAGACCGAGGAGAGCAGUUAGCGGUUAGCACGUCUUCUGUCAUAAUCUGUAGGACACUAGCAGCAGCAAGACAUCGCGCUAUAGUUUAUAUCGGAUUGACGAACGGGGACACCGGAAGUCGGAAGUAUCGGAUGGAUUCGAAACCGAAAUGUUUUAGCCAAUAACAGCGCAAUCGUCGUAAUUGAAUAAAGAAGCCAUCUUAAACUCGAUCGAGCACCCUCUCUAUCACACAUUGUAGAGCGAUGACGCGAUCGUUAUACGCGAGUCCAGCGAUUAUCGCAAUGCAGAAUUCAAGGUGGAAUCGGAGUUCGUAGUCAAAAGAUUGAGUGUUCUGAUCUAACCUGACCGAAUGCAUGCGCCGAUGUUGUUCGUAGUUAAAGGAAUUAUAAAUCCAGCAGAGCCAGAGCUACAUCCCCGGUAUCUCAAUAUAUGUAUGUAGUAAUAGCAAUCCGUAUGUAUCCGGUGUAUACAGACAGACAUAUAUACAUAUACAUCUAUAUAUAUAUAUUUCAAAUAA
This is a messenger RNA of Anopheles darlingi, 5196 nucleotides long. Its product is annotated as zinc finger FYVE domain-containing protein 1-like. The coding region runs from base 1288 to 3771 and encodes 827 amino acids. NCBI's taxonomy places the organism in Eukaryota, Metazoa, Arthropoda, Insecta, Diptera, Culicidae. Gene Ontology annotation, molecular function: metal ion binding. The record is from RefSeq and is a predicted model, not a curated record. The transcript has 6 exons.